AUGAGAAACUUAAAUAUUCUGUUCAAGAAUGGAUUGAUGAAUUUAUUUUUCUUAGAAGCUGAUCAUGAAGGGAAAAUGGUGCUUGAAGAAGCAUCUGCAUUGGGACAUUUGUAUUCAACAUUUGUUCUGGGAAUGAUGGUGAUGGCUGAAGGGAGACAUAAGAAACAGGAAGCUUUGGACAUGUUGAUCAAUGCUUACCGCAGAGAAAAAGGUAAGUGGAAUCUUAGAGCAACUUAUUCUAAGGUUCAUCUCAAUUUAAAUAGGGAGGGGAGGAAACAUGUACACUUCCAUGGCUUCCAUAGAACUUGUGCAAUGCAUAAGUCUGUAAUUAGUGUGUCAAAUGCUUUUGUGAAUGGAUACAAAUGGGUGUUUAGGUGUGAAAUUUGUUUGUGGAAGGCUUGUUUCGUUAGGUUUUCUAGGGAGUUUGGUAUAAUUUAUGAGUAG
Molecule: messenger RNA, 444 nt
Organism: Lactuca saligna
Lineage: Eukaryota; Viridiplantae; Streptophyta; Magnoliopsida; Asterales; Asteraceae
Source: the annotation of a GenBank genome assembly